CGCGAGUGCGAACGGUCUUGUCUUUCGUUACGUUGGAAAUGUCGAGGAUUCUUGGUGCGUCACAGAGCGCACCAAGUUGAAAGAAAUUUCGCGCCAUGCGUUACAGAUUUCCGCGAAUAACUCAUUUUUACCUUUUACCUCAACCGAAACGAUAAUCGACAUCGAAUUCGUCAAUCUGACGAUGCAAUCGCAACAGGAACAACGACGCGAAAUCACUGCCGACUGUUGUUAUCAGCAAUGGUCGGCGCAUCAUUAUCAUCAUCAUCACCAUCAGCAUCAUCAGCAGCAGCAGCAACAGCAACAGCAGCAACAGCAGCAGCAACAACAACAGGAACAGCAACAUCACCAUCAUCACCAUCACCAGCAGCAGCAGCAGCAUCACCACCAACAUCAGCAUCUGCCGGUUGUACCAUCGCCGAUGCAACAAAUGGAAGCGUGCUUGCAAAGCGCCGGAAGGGUAAAGAGAUCUCGCAGUCCCAAUCGUCCGACGAAGGCCGUUUUGCCAAUUCCGAUCUCUCCAUCCGCCAGCGCAGCGGAAUCGCGCAACGACAGCAACAACAACAAUAGUCAUCACGGUGACCAUCAUCCGAGCGAGGGUGGUAGCGGUGGAAGAGCCGCCGCCGCCGCCGCCGCCGCGUCUUCCGCGGAGGAGUCGGGAGCGAAACGGCCGCUUCAUCCGGCGCUGCUCGGUGCCGGCGCCGCUCUGGAGGCGAAGCCGCUCUGGGAGGAAUUCCAUCAGCUCGGCACCGAGAUGAUCGUUACGAAAGCCGGACGAAGAAUGUUCCCUACGUUUCAGUGUCGACUGUUCGGCUUGGAUCCCAACGCCGAGUACCUGAUGGUGAUGGAUUUCGUCCCGUGUGACGACAAGAGGUAUCGAUACGCUUUCCACAGCAGUGCCUGGGUCGUGGCGGGUCGCGCCGAUCCCGUCUCACCACCCAGGAUCCACGUGCAUCCCGAUAGUCCUGCGAGUGGCGCUCAUUGGAUGAAGCAGCCAAUUUCCUUCGACAAGUUGAAAUUGACCAACAAUCAGCUCGAUGAUAACGGACACAUUAUCUUGAACUCGAUGCAUCGCUAUCAGCCGCGCUGCCACGUGGUGGUCGCUCCCUCGCCGCCGGGCUCAGCGCCAGAUCCCCGCACGGAGAACUUCAAGACGUUUUCCUUCCCGGAGACUAGGUUCACCGCGGUGACUGCGUAUCAGAACCAUCGGAUAACGCAGCUGAAGAUCGCCAGUAACCCGUUCGCCAAGGGCUUCCGAGAUUGCGAGUCGGACGAGUGCGAUGGCGUGUCGUCCGUCGGCGGGAUGGCGACGAAUCCCGCCAAGAGGACGGCGGCCAUAGGAACCGCCGCAGCCGCGAGUGCCACGCAAAGUGCCGCUGCCGUCGCCGUCCUUCCGUCCACCGGUGCUGCUUACAAUACGGCGAUGCCGGCGCCGAUGCAGAUUCCGGCUGUUGUACCUGCCUCCAUUUCUCAGGAGCAUCAUCAUCAGUUUUACGGCGCGGUAGCCGCAGCAGCUGCGGCCGGUAGCCAUUGGACGCAUUAUCCGACUCAUCAUGGACAGUCGUCGGUCCAUUAUUCGACACACCCGCAACAUCCGCAUUCGGGCGCGUCUCUCUACGGACCGCGAUAAUCGCGAUCGUCGCGAGUCGAGUUUCCUUGUUUCUAUCUAUUGAAACAACUUUUCAUUUAUAUUUUAGAAAAACGCGUUUGAAUAGGAAAUGAAACGUUUGCGCGUGUUCAGAUGCUUUUCUGAAGCGACAAACAUCUCGUCGUCGAAUAACUUUUAACUCUCGAUCAAGAGUGGAAUUUCUCUAUUCUAUGAAAUAUCUCUCGUAUUUUUAUAUCGAUUGGACCACGAAGGAUCCAACGCUUUCUUCGUGGAUCCUUGGUAAAAAUCUCUCAAUCGUCUUUUUUAUGAUUCCUCGUCUUUACGAGGAAACGUAAUGCACGUGCCGACGACUUUAGAUGUACACUAAAAACGUAUGUACAUACGUGAUCGCCAAAAGUUUAGGUUUUCAUUCGCGUUCGUUGCGCGUUUCGAAUUUCUUACUUCUCACGUCCGAAACAGACAGUGCCAGUGGGGGUUCACUCGUUAUCGAAAGCCAAACCCCCAUCGUUCGCGAUCGGCUUCCUUUUUAAGUCGAUUGAAAGGAUUUAUAUUUAUGUAUAUUUUUGCUUACGUAUAACGACAUUUUUCGAUUUAAGUAUAUUUAAGUAUAUUUAAUUGAUUGAGAAAGUAAGAUAUAGCAAUUGAUAAAUCACGUAGUCUCGUUGACGCGUUAAUGUGUAAUUUAAUUGUGACCAAAGAUUGUGUCGAUAUCCAAUUUUUAAAUUACGAUUCAAGUGCAAUAAAACAGUUCUCUGUCGUCGCCCGACUCAUCUAUUUAUAUUUUAUACGUGUGUAUAUUACAUAUACACAUAUAUGUGGUGAUAUUAAGCGAGAGUAAUAAUUAGUUAGUUAGCCAUAGCGAUACGCGCAUCUCAAAAUCGGUACGACGUAUCGACAUACUUUUACAAAAUGCUGACGUGUCUGUGCACGCACGCGUUACUAAAAUAUUAUCGACAAAGAGAACUACGAAACCGAUACCGAUGUAAUCGAUACCGCAAAUCUCUUUUUAUUUAUGAUUGAUGAAAAAACAAUAUAUACAUAUAUAUCUUCUGCACGUAAAUUUUUUUCCAGCUUGUUGGAACUAAUUUACGUGUUUUGAGAAAUAAAUCGACCGAUCAAAGUUACCGAAGAGGCAAAGUUGCGGAAGAUCGUGGGGGAAGUAAGUGCCUUUUGUAGGAGCAAAGUGCGUCUAUUUAUACUAGGUGUCUCAAAUGCCGAACGAGCCUAAAACGUUCUCGAGCCAAGACGGGAAAGUAAACGCGCCGUGACACUUGGUGAGAGUAACGUGGUUACCAAGUGCCUUAAUAAAUUAUACCGCUCGGAUAUCGUACCAUUGUGCCUUGAACUUUUUAAGAGUCCCCAUUUGGUGGCAUACGACAGUGUGGCCAGCUGAGAAGGGACGUUUUACGAUCAAACGAGGAAUAAACGCUCGAGAAUAACGCAAAACAGCGUACAAUUUAUUUAUUACUCCCAAAUUCUCUUUCCACACUCCUCCGCUUUUCCUACGAAAUCGAAUCCAUAUUUGAAACGACUCUCCGCCGCCGACCUUCCUUCUUCGAUUCGUUAAAUUCGUUAAUUAUACAAUGUAUAUUAUAAUAAUUUAAUUUUAAUUACUUAUAAUUAUAAGCUCUCGUUAGAAAUUUAACGUCACAAUUUUAUGCCUGUAAUAAUUUCAUGACGGAAAAAACACAUUGUACACCUUUUUUAUUAUCUACGGACCUACAACAACCAAAAUAUAUAUUAAUGAUAAUAAUGUGCAGGAACAUAUAUAAUAUUAUAUUCGAUAAGAGGGACAUUUUACGUUUAGUAAAUAUUAUUUGAGACUUG
Molecule: messenger RNA, 3433 nt
Organism: Solenopsis invicta (red fire ant)
Lineage: Eukaryota; Metazoa; Arthropoda; Insecta; Hymenoptera; Formicidae
Product: T-box transcription factor TBX10
Exons: 5
Coding region: 182-1627 (481 amino acids)
Biological process (GO): regulation of transcription by RNA polymerase II; cell fate specification; positive regulation of DNA-templated transcription
Cellular component (GO): nucleus
Molecular function (GO): DNA-binding transcription factor activity, RNA polymerase II-specific; RNA polymerase II cis-regulatory region sequence-specific DNA binding
Source: RefSeq, a predicted model, not a curated record